Messenger RNA from Monomorium pharaonis (pharaoh ant), 4836 nucleotides. RefSeq names its product protein son of sevenless (gene Sos). The transcript is spliced from 20 exons. Gene Ontology annotation, cellular component: plasma membrane. NCBI's taxonomy places the organism in Eukaryota, Metazoa, Arthropoda, Insecta, Hymenoptera, Formicidae. Bases 536 to 4459 code for a protein of 1307 amino acids. The record is from RefSeq and is a predicted model, not a curated record. Gene Ontology annotation, biological process: positive regulation of GTPase activity; Ras protein signal transduction. Gene Ontology annotation, molecular function: protein heterodimerization activity; guanyl-nucleotide exchange factor activity.
CAUCCCUUACUCCCGUUUAUCGAUAAAAUUCUCCGAAGGCGAUUGUAUUGUCGCGGCCAUCACGGGCAGUCGAGUCAGUUCUCAGGUUCCGCUUGGUUCUUUUCGGUUCCAGGAGGUGGUGUUUGGUAGUGUUAACGCUGGUGUUGAUUACGGAAUCGAGGAAAAAUCACGGAGUAAAGGGCGUGUAAGAUGCACGAGUGCCGGAGCUCUCGGACUCUUGGCUCGGUCACGGCCUCGGCCUCGGUGACGACGACGACGACGACGACGACGCCGCCGGGAGCGACGAGCGCGUGCAACGCGAGAACAGCGCGCGGAUACAAUCGAGUGGCUUAGCUGUCGAGGAAAACGAAAGCGUCGAUCUGCCAACGAGCGAGACUGAGAUAUCUGCGCUCUGAGGUGUCGACCGACCAACCGACCACUCGACCGAUCGACGGACGGACGUCUCGGCCGAUUUUUCAUUCUUUCAUUGCUGAUGACGAUGCUCUUUGAAAAUCCCACGGACUUAUCUUAGUCUCUCUCGAGCACUUGGUGAAAGAUGUUUUCGUCGCCGGCGUCAGUGGCGAGCGAGCCGUUGGGAUAUGAUUUUCAGAAAGAGGAGAACGCUGCCAAGUGGAAGGGAGUGUUUGUCAACUCCUUGCGCAAGGUACUAGAACAAGUACAUCCUAGUCUUGAAGCUCGAGAAGAUGCCUUAGACUAUGUGGAGUGUUUAAUUUUGAGAAUGCUAGGCAUGCUUUGUGGCCAUCCACCUCCUCAAACUCCUCAAGAUGUAGAGGAAAGAGUAAGACGGACGUUUCCUACGCCCAUCGAUAGAUGGGCUCUUCGUGAUGCGAGAGAUGCUUUAGAAAAAGGGAAAAAAAAGUCGCCAUUAGUACUACCAGUUGACAAGAUUCAUCAGUUAUUACAAAAAGAAGUAUUACAGCACAAAAUUGAUUUGCAAGUUAGCCUUUUUGUAGUUGGCGUUUUGGAAUAUAUCUCUGCUGAUAUUCUGAAGUUAGCUGGAAAUUAUGUGAAAAAUAUUCGCCAUGUAGAGAUUUCCUGCGAAGACAUAAGAGUCGCAAUGUACGCGGACAUGGUACUGAUGGACAUGUUUUAUCAAGAUGAUUGUAUGGAAGGUCCACAGAGUAGCUUGGGUGCAGUUGUUUCGCAGACUUAUGAAGAGUCUGUUCGAGAUCUCAUUCAUGAUGAACGGCAUUACAUCCGUGACUUACAUAUGAUUAUCAAAGUAUUUCGUGAAGAAAUUGCAAAGUUAGCACAAGAUAACAGUGAACUUGAGACGCUUUUCAGUAAUAUUACAGAUAUUUAUGAAGUUACUAUAACAUUACUUGGUAGUUUAGAAGAUAUAAUGGAAAUUACGGAAGAGAAGCAAACACCUACAGUUGGUUCAUGUUUUGAAGAAUUAGCAGAAGCAGCAGAAUUUGAUGUUUAUAUAAAAUAUGCGAAAGAUAUUAAUGGUUCAGCUAGUCGGGAAGUUUUAACAAAUUUAUUGUCAAGACCAGACGCUAGUGCGGCUUUACGUGCAGCAGGUCAUGGUUUUAAGGAAGCUGUUAAAUAUUAUUUGCCAAAACUUUUAUUACAACCUAUAUGGCAUUGUUUCCUGUAUUUUGAUUACAUAAAGGUUUUACAUAAGCGUACGCCUAAUACAGAGGAUGCCGAAACUCUGGAACAAGUGCAAGGUUUGUUAAGACCAUUACAAAUGGAAUUAAUGCAAUCUGUAGCAAGUCUUCCAAAAAAGGAUACGGGCUUGCGAAUGCAGAGCAGAGCAAGGAAACAAGCAGCACUGGAGAAAAUUAGUGAAUUACAAAAGACUGUGGAUGGUUGGGAUCAAAGAGAUAUUGGGCAGUGUUGCAAUGAAUUUAUUAGAGAGGAUACAUUGAAAAAAGUGGCUAGUAAUGGACGAAGAUUAACAGAAAGAAAAGCCUUGUUGUUCGAUGGUUUAUUAGUAUUGUGUAAACCAACUGGUAGUAAAAGAGUCAGCGUUACCGUUGCAGCAGGUAUCGGAGUAGGUGGACAUUCGACUCACCAAGGUGAACUUCGAUUAAAAGAGAGACUUUUCAUUAGAAAAGUCGAUAUUAUCGAUAGAGAAGAUACCGAAGAAUUAAAAAAUGCUUUUGAAAUUGCACCAAGGGACCACCCUAAUGUUAUUCUUGUUGCCAAAUCUGUUGAAGAUAAGAAUAAUUGGAUGGCGGAUUUAGUAAUGUUGAAUACCAAAAGUAUGUUAGAAAGAACUUUAGAUAGUAUCCUAUUGGAUGAGGAAAGAAAGCAUCCGUUGAGGCUACCUCCAUCUCAUUUGUAUAAAUUUGCUGAACAAGAUAGUGACAAAAAUAUUGUUUUGGAGGCUAGGGAAAAUGGUGGUGUUCCCUUAAUUAAGGGUGCAACUUUAAUAAAAUUAGUAGAAAGAUUAACUUAUCAUAUAUAUGCUGAUCCAGCUUUUGUAAGAACAUUCCUUACUACUUACAGGAGUUUUUGCUCACCUCAAGAAUUAUUGACAUUGUUAAUAGAGAGAUUCGAUAUACCAGAUCCUUCAUUAGUCUAUGGUGAAGAAGAAAAACCUUCUGUAUGUAAAACCGCUAGAGAAGAUUGGAAAAGAUAUAGAAAGGAAUUUUGCCAACCAGUGCAGUUUAGAGUUUUGAACGUUUUAAGACAUUGGGUGGAUCAUCAUUUUUACGAUUUUGAACGUGAUAGAAAUCUUUUAGAAAGAUUGCAAUUAUUUUUGGAUACAGUUAGUGGUAAAUCCAUGCGAAAAUGGGUUGAUUCAGUAAUAAAAAUUGUACAAAGAAAAUGCGAGCCAUCGGAACAACGACCUAUCACAUUUAGUUUUGAACGAUCUCCUCCACCAGUUGAGUGGCAUCUUAAAGUUCCUGAGGAAGAAUAUGGAAUACUUACGUUACAUCCUAUCGAAUUAGCAAGACAGUUAACACUAUUGGAGUUUGAUCUGUAUAGAACGGUAAAGCCUUCCGAAUUAGUUGGAUCUGUAUGGACAAAAAAGGAUAAGGAUAAGACAUCACCAAAUUUGCUGAAAAUGAUCAAGCAUACAACAAAUUUCACAAGAUGGUUAGAAAAGAUAAUAGUAGAGGCUGAAAAUUUCGACGAGAGAUUAGCCAUUGUAUCACGUGCAAUUGAAGUAAUGAUGGUGCUGCAAGAUCUCAAUAAUUUUAAUGCUGUUCUAGCUAUUAUUAGUGCUAUGGGAUCAGCUUCAGUUUUUAGAUUAAGAUGUACAUUUCAACAAUUACCUGCACGAUUAGAAAAAGCGUUAGAAGAAGCACGAGAGCUUAAUAGCGACCAUUUUCGGAAGUAUCAAGAGAAACUAAGAUCUAUCAAUCCACCUUGCGUACCAUUCUUUGGUAUGUACUUGACUAAUAUUCUGCAUAUUGAAGAAGGAAAUCCAGAUUAUUUACCUGGAAGUCCAGAGCUUAUUAAUUUUAGCAAACGCCGAAAAGUAGCAGAAAUAACUGGUGAAAUACAACAGUAUCAAAAUCAACCUUAUUGUCUUUUAGUGGAACCUAGAAUAAGACAAUUUCUUGAAAAUCUGUGUCCUUUUGAUCCCGAGAUGUCAGACGCGAAUAUAAGCAAUUAUUUGUAUGAGAAAAGUUUAGAAAUAGAACCAAGAGGUUGUAAACAACCUCUACGAUUCCCGCGUAAAUGGCCAGAAUUGAACUUGAAAUCACCAGGAAUCAAAGCUAGAAGCGCAAGAUUACCAGCUCCAUUACACGUGGUAACAUCCAGCGUAAAAUUACACGAUUCUCCAGCGGAUGCAUUUUCCCAAGGAUUACCGGAAACGCCUCCACAUGUAUCACAAAUUACAGUUCCAUCACAUACAGUGGACGUUUCUGUGCCUGUCUUAUUCGCACCUGUACCACUUCCGGCAUCACCUAGUCCACCUAGUAUGUCGGCGCUUUCGCUCGCUUCGUCGAAUAGCAGCCCUCAAUCUCCUGGACCUUUUUUUUUUAAUAACAACAUAAGUACUAUAACGUGUCUACCAAGUAUCCUGCCAGGUGGAAGCCCCAGUGCAAUACAAACGCCGUCGUUUCCCAAUAAUGUUGGGAACCCACAUCCUAGCCAACCUCCACCACCGCUACCACCUAGACCUAAACGAAAAGAAAGUUCAUGUAGCGAAUCACCACAACAAGCAAAACAAGCUCCAAACGCACCAAUUCUUCCUCCAAGAGAUGAUAUUUCACCACCGCCGUUACCACCGCGACCUGUAACAUUACCACCACGACUUCCAGCGACAUUAAAUCCAAAUAGUUCGGCAUUACUGACGCGCCGAAAUUCCACAUUAGAAAAUACAGGUUGUACUGUCGUUCAUCCACGGAGACAUAUGUCUUUCAAUAGUCCUAGCCCUACAAAACUUCCACCAACACAGCCUAACGGAUCAGUAACGCCAAAGUUACCACCGAAACCUUUAUCAGGACGUCAACCUACUAUGUUUAAUUUCAGCGCUCCUCCUGGACCUAGCUAAGUGUUGUUCUUAUCAUAGUUUUAUUUUUUUUUACUUAAAAAAAAUUUCAGUCGCAGCUUAGUCCAUUUGGUAAGUAAAGCUGAAAUCUUUCUUGUCGCACAAAUAGUAAAAAGGCACAAUCUAAUAGAUCGAUAAAUUCCAAAUAAAGUAUUCACAAAGUAUUGAUGACAAAUCAUUAAAUGUGAAAAUAGUAAAAAUCUUAAAUAAUGAUUUAAUAUUUUAACAAUUCGAUGAACUUUCAAGUUUGUUAUUUAAAAUAAUUAGUGCUUUGUUAUAUUUUAUCUUACUAAAUAGACUACGCUCAGUAUCAGUUACCUGAAUGGCUUCCUUCUUUUAAAUCUCCGUCUUUCCUUCAAAUACACACAACUGUGAUAUAG